AUGUUGCCCAUCCUGGUUGGUAUUCGAUACGAGAUUCUCAAGAAACCAAGAGGCGAAAGCUAUGGAACCAUCAGCGAAGGCAGCGAAGUUCCCGGCGACGCAAGCGCCGAGUUCAUCUUCAACCACGUGUUUGAGGUCCUGUAUGACCGUCUCGUCGCAGAUGCCAAUUUCCAGUUCCGUGAGAACGAGCUCACUGUCCGGGACGUGACAACUUGGCAAGAUUUCAAGGCUCUCCAGUCUGACCACGUGUUCUACUGGGACAAGUACUACAAGAUCUCGGGCAAGGCAACAAAACCAGAAUGGAAGGCUCCCAGGGCAUCUGUUCAGAUUGCUCUAGUGAUUUCGGGCAGGGAGUGGCAACGACGCACGGAAAUGUUAGCAGCGUCUGAACCUGAUGCCGACUCAAAUGAAAAUUCUGUCAGUGCCACAGCGAGCGCCGUCCAGACUCGGGUCACUCGGUUUACAGCAUCCGUCUCGAAUGCAUCUGAUCAAACAGAGGCCAGCACCAUCAGGAGUCUGGCUCAAUCCACUGAUCGUAUUUUGAUCAGGCACUUGCGGUACGGAAUCUCAUGUUCCAAUCAACUCACCUUGGCUGAAUUUGUCUGCCUAGAUGUCCCAACUUGCAAGCAGAUUCUAUUUUUCCGCAUUUAUCCCAAAGCCAUGGACGCACUGUUCACUCAGGACGAGGCGGCGAUGCAGUUUGUGUGCGAUCCGGCUGUGGCUGAGCCAGGCACACUCAGUGUUGUCCUGUCUGCUGCUUUAGGGUCUGGUAGUUUCAAGGACGCAUACGAAGGUUUCCUCACCCUUGUUCGACCAUCAACGUCUCCCACUGGGCUCGGAUCAACUGUGAAUCAACGCGUUGCGGCCAAACGGAUGAUCGAUACAAAGGCCAGUCGACGUGAUACAGUCGGAAUCAGACGGUUCAGUCCGGCAGUCGAACUUGAGCAGAGCAUUUGCAAAGGGAAUCUGCUGCUUUGGGCAACCUCACUGUUCGACCUCACAGAUACUUUUGUCCGUCAUCAGCUCAGUAAGCUCGGGGAGCCGCCCUCCAAUCUUGUCAUCCCGGACAUUCGAUUUGUCGAGGGCGGCGUUGCACAAGUCCACAACACUGUCACUGGUACCAAUGUUGUCCGGGCAUCAUCCCUGCGCCGUUCUGUCAUCAUUGAAGAACUGAUUCCCUCUUGCUUUGUCAAAUUUGUCCAUAAUCGCGCCGCUGUUCCUCAUUUAGAUCCUGAUCACCCGUCGUAUCACAUUGCGCUCUAUCUCUGUUUCACGCAGCAUGUUCAGUACGUGUACUCUGGACGGAGCAUGUUCUUGUCGGACUAUCAAGGCUCUGAAUCCCUUCUCACGGAUCCUCAGAUCAUGACCACUCCCGAGAUUGCCAAACAGCGUGGAACACCAAUGUUUGGCGGUGGCAACAUCAGUGAGCUCUUCAACGUGUUUUGUAACCAACACGUACCGCUCCGGGUUUCCAUACUGCACGGCGUUCUUCAGUACGGCAAUUCCCUGGGCGGAAAAAUCCCAGAAACAACGAAGAAGAUGUUUUUCUGGUGGGCUGACAAGCAUGGCGCGCAUUUAGCGCUCGAGGAUCUUCCCAUUGGCAAGCAAAGUGAUGGCACUGCUUGCGGCAUCCUUGCCCUUGAUGCCGUCACUCGGGCAGUCUAUCCAAAUGAUCCGUCCUAUUCUCAAAGCAAUGUUCUGCUCCUACGUAUCAACUUGUUCAAUAGGAUUUCAAAUCGAGUUGUCAAUCGCGUAAGACAUUUCAUUAAUGCUUCGUUCUGCCCCACUGACAUCUUUGAGGAUGUUGAUCUAUUUGAAUCCUCCUCACCUUGUCCCCACCGCCCGCCGCCAUCAUUGAAAAAACUCGUACGCGAUGCGAAGUUCAGCAUCCAGAGUCUGUCCCGUUCAGCCAUGGAUCCUGUGAAUGAGGGCAUGGCAUCUGAGACGACCUCACUGCCAUUUGACAACAUCUUUUCCCUCAAACGUGGCAACAAUCAUAAGGAUGCGCCAACACCAAAUCCUAGUCUGGUCAAGAAGCGUGUUUGGCAGGCUGGCAAGGAGAGAGACAAGCCGCCACCACCGCUAACGUUCUCUUCAUCCAUUAAUGGGCCCAAGUCUACAACAUUUGCCCACUCCUCCCAAGCCCAAGCUUGUUCCACGUACCGGGAAGAUCAACUCGUAUUUGUCAGGGGACGCCGUGCUCCUUGGGCACAUGACCAUGCACGUGACCAACUGCGCCCUCUCUGCCGACCUGUGCCUGCUCACCUGUUGAUCACCCUGCCUCCUCCUCCUCCUCCGAUCCUUAUCUCCAUCCGUGCCAACAUCCGCCCUCUCUCUCCUUCCCCCGGCCAUCUCUUUCGAAUCCCUGCAAGCGGUCUAGCCAAGCCUGAUUCCUUGCACCAGGGAGUGCUACUGCCGCUCAUACCAGAUGCCUUUGCGCUCAUCCACACCACCCCUCUUCCCAGUCGGGCAUUGGUCCUUGCCUCCGAUGUCUCCACUGGCUGGCCCGGCACUGGCCUGGCCACUGGGCUUCUCCAGUGUGGGCUUCCACUGUUGGUGUCUCAGAGGCUGGCCAUCACUGGCCCCUCUGAGUCACUCACUAUCUUAUCCGGGCUGGCAGGAGUUGCCCUUACAGAUGCGGAUUCAUUGAGCAACAACAAGCCUAGUGACAGUUUGGACGCAGAGUCCCAUGCAGCUGAUUCCAGCACCACAUCAUUGCCGUCUGAUCCAAAAGGCAACAAGCAUCAUCGUUUCCACAUUGAUACUACUGCCUUUGAGAUGUGUUGUGUCGGGGACUUUGACUGCUCUCAGACAAGUAUGACAUCAUGCAAAGCAUUGGAUGCGAUUUGCAAACGCUACCAAUCCGAUCCGAAACUCUACCAAGAGCUCACUGGUGGGGAGGACAAGAGUUCAGACAUUGAGUCAACGGAUCUCUUCAUUGGGAAGGAAUCAAACAAUAAUUUCGACGAAACUGAUGCGCCUAUUGAUCUUGUGAUUGGUCAAGUCAUCUCUGCCAGUUUGAAAUCCCUUCCCAAUGGCUACCAAAUGGAUGAAGACUCGUCGAUUCAAUGCACGGGUGUAGCAGUAGACACCGAGGCAGAGAUUGAUGCUGAAUCACUUCCCUUAGCGCAGUACCGUUCAAGACAAGCUCAGGUUGCCUCUGGUUGGCUUGGAGGCUUGGGAAUGUGCGAAGAACACUAG
Mycena citricolor is the source of this 3201-nucleotide messenger RNA. NCBI's taxonomy places the organism in Eukaryota, Fungi, Basidiomycota, Agaricomycetes, Agaricales, Mycenaceae. The record is from the annotation of a GenBank genome assembly.